This is a messenger RNA of Aspergillus homomorphus CBS 101889, 5175 nucleotides long. Its product is annotated as putative SNF2 family helicase/ATPase. The transcript is spliced from 2 exons. NCBI's taxonomy places the organism in Eukaryota, Fungi, Ascomycota, Eurotiomycetes, Eurotiales, Aspergillaceae. Gene Ontology annotation, cellular component: nucleus. Bases 1 to 5175 code for a protein of 1724 amino acids. Gene Ontology annotation, molecular function: ATP hydrolysis activity; ATP-dependent chromatin remodeler activity; ATP binding. The record is from RefSeq and is a predicted model, not a curated record.
AUGGCGCCGAGCGGGGACCCUCUCGACUGGACAGUCGACGAGGUGGUACAGUUCUUGUGCCAUAAUCCUGACGCGCCAUGGUCUCUCUCUUCGUCGAAGGUCGCGCGACCGGAUCCUGUUACUUUCGAGGCAGCUCUACGGGAGAACGUGAUCACUGGCGAGGUGCUACUCCACGAUGUCGACAUUCACACUCUUAAAGAUGAUCUGGGUCUGAAGGCCCUGGGUCCUCGCAGUAGUAUGCAAAACGACGAAGAAGACGGCGUCAGCCUCAUCAUCCAGCCUGAUAUCAGAGCAUCAUCAUCAACAAUAACACUGGAAUCUCACAAGCGUCCACGCCCCGGUGAGCACACAAUCUUCGAUAAAGAGGGAAAGAAACGACGCAGGCUUGAUCUUUGUAAAGCCGAUGGGACCAUUGAGGGCGCGACUAAUGAACCUGCCGAGCAUCCUUCAAGCGAGGAAUGGUACAUGGGGCCCGACCCAAUCACGCCUUCCCAACUGUUCUAUCCUGCUAAGUCCGCAACAUCAGACGACGAGUUUUCUAUCAUUGGCUCACAAUGUCCACCAGCCAAACGGAAAUUCGUCAACAAAUGCAUGUCUCACUUUUAUCGCCAAAGGCCCGUGCGGCUGGGCCCCAACGAGCAAGCUGUGAUCCCCUACCAUCCUGCCAAGGGAGAGAAAAUUGGCCAAAUAUUCUUCACGCUGUACACCUACAAACAUGGUCAUGUCACAGUCAGUAAGCAAGACCUUCGUGGCUGGCCACAGCUCAAAGACAUUGGGAUCUCAGAUGUCGCUGGCGCACCGAAAAGCUCUGAUCCAUUUGCAUGGCUGAUUGACAAAUACCCUGUUCAAGAGGAUGGCCAGGAUGCCUUCCCAUUGUAUGGAGACUCGGGUUCUGAGGGUGAUUAUGACGAGGAGACCUGGCGGGAAAUUGAUGAGGAGUUCCAGGCUUCUGUGAACCAAAAGCGAGCCAAACUUACGCCUGAUGCAGUCAAUUCGAUCAUUGAAAGAUGCAUACUGAAUUACGAGACCGAGUGGCAGCAAAUUCAUAAGCCUAGAGAAGAACACAAGGCGAGGGCAAUUUGGAGGGCUGCUACGAGGAGCAACAGCCGUAAUCAGCAGAUUAAAGUCCUUACUGGCUCCAUCAAAAAGCUUGAAGCUCGUUUGACUAAGCUGAGAGACGCAAUAAAGCAAGUUGAUUAUUCCUCAGAAUCCGAAUUACAGACCCAAUGUCAAACUCUACAACAGACGGUCUUCCAGAUGCAGAAAUACCGUCAUCAGAUUUUCGUCAUUGGACUCGAGAGCUGUCCACCGAAAAUUGCUGCUCCACCGAGAAGCGUGAAGUUCACAAAGCGGCGUAAUAACAGAGGCGGCGAUUCUGAAUCGCUCGAUUCGGAUUCAGAUGAUGAUUUUAUCGACGACUCUGGAGUUCUUCCACCUCCUCUCCAGCCAACUAUUCAUGGAAGUGAUCCGGCGCAAAAAUCCGCUUCUUCGUCUCCGUCCUCUUCCUCUUCCCCCUCCGAUUCGUCCUCAUCUUCUUCGGAUGAUGAAGGGGAUAUAAUCAGCGUCUCCGGAACUAGACGGAGGUUUAAACAUCGAAGACACCCAUUUGCUGUCUCAAGUUCACCAGAUCCUGCACCUGUUGUCAAUCCAAAUGAGACACUAAAAGUCAUUGACCUUACGGGAGACUCGCCGCACCCAGAUGAGUUUGACAUCGCGACACCACCUCUAAACCCGGUGCAGGUCGAGGUGCCGCGGGUGGACCCUAGUCUGUACGAAAGCAUGUCUCCUGUUUCAGACCUCAAUCGUAGCAAGGUCUUCAAAAGAGAGGGGUCUCAGCGGAGCAGAUCUGUUUCACUACCUGACAUCGAUGACUACGAAGCACUUAGGAAAUUAGACUACUCUUAUUUAGAAGAGCGUCGAGAUCCGCGUCGCUUGCUGGCCAAGCUAAUCGGCAACCUUACGCCUAAGGACAGACUGAACAUGGCCGAGCGUAUCCCAAGCAGAUAUGAGGAAGCAGAUCUCCGCGACCUCACUGUGCGAGCCUUAGAGUUAAUGCUUGAGAGUCGAGACAGAAUGGAAGACAUGGAAUAUACCGAGAACUUGUUUAUCAUGCGCGCCGCGUCUUUUUACAUUUCCUGGGUUACCUGUUCCCAUCUUACGGCCAGGGGUAUUCGCUCAAGCAUGGUCCGUAAAACUCUAAGGCAAAUGGAAGGCUACAGGGAGUUUUACAAGGAGCUGUCUUACCGUUUGGCAGCGUAUUGCGACUGGGAACGAAACAAUGGGUCCGAGCAAACUGGCAUCUCUGAUACGCCCCAUAGGACCAGAAAGCGAGCAGUCAAAGAGAGUGAAGCCGCUAAAAGCGCACGCGCAAACGCGCAACGCCGUGUUGCGGUGCAAGAAAACUCGGCAAAGAAAUACAUGGAAAGCAUGGGCGCAGCCAAUACCGAUCAUACAAAUCAGGUUGUGAGCUUUGGAAAUCCACCGAUUCACUUGCACCAGGCCAUCGCACGCCUAGCGAAACCACAUCAGUUGCAAGGUAUCCAAUUCAUGUGGCGAGAACUGAUCGCCGACGAAACUCAUCAAGGUUGUUUGCUGGCCCACACAAUGGGUCUGGGCAAGACAAUGCAGGUCAUAUCGCUUCUGGUGACAAUAUCCACCGCGGCUCAUUCCCCCAACCCUGAUAUCGUGCAACAGGUGCCCGAGCAGUUUCGUCGUUCUCAGACGUUGGUGCUUUGUCCUUCAUCGUUGACUGAAAACUGGCACGAAGAGCUCCAUAAGUGGACUCCUCCAGGUGUCAAGCUCGGACCAUUCUUCAAAUUCACAAGCAAUGAUUCGCUUCCUGAGAGACUUGAAACAGUUCGUAUGUGGUAUGAAAAGGGUGGGAUUCUUCUUUUGAGUUACGACAUGUUCCGUAACUGGAUCAUGAACAAGGAAACCAUGAAGAGGUCCAAGCCUUUGACGGAUACAGACCAUGAGGAUGUCAAAGGGUGGCUUCUUGAUGGCCCCAACAUCGUCAUUGCUGAUGAAGCUCACAGGAUGAAGAACUCGACUUCUGGAGUCGCCUUAGCAGCAAUGCAAAUCAAGACAAAAAGCCGCGUUGCUUUGACCGGCUCACCACUCGCGAACAAUCUUACGGAUUAUUAUGCUAUGGUGAAUUGGGUCGCAGAGGGCUAUCUGGGAGAUGCGCGCGAAUUCCAGGCAAACUAUGUAGAGCCUAUCGAGGAAGGCCUUUAUGUUGACAGCACGUACACGGAGCGUCGCAGGUCCCUUGUGAGGCUCAAGGUACUCAAGGAGAACCUCGAGCCCAAAAUCAACCGUGCAGAUAUCUCUGUUCUUGCCGGAAGCUUGCCUCCCAAGGUUGAGUUUGUCAUCACUGUUCCUUUGACAGACGUACAGCAGGCCGCCUAUAAUUCAUACGUGGCGUCGAUCUUGCAGGGCAGAUGUGACAUCAACCGGAUGGAGAUUUUAGCGUGGCUCGCGGUUCUUGGACUCUGCUGCAAUCAUCCAGCAUGCUUUAGGGAUAAGUUGCUGAGCAGAUUCAACGAUGCCCAGAGGCUCGACAUCAGGAUGGAAGAAGUCGAGAAAGCUCCGGGUGACGAGCCUAUCUCGCAGCUGGGCCUUGAUUUGGCACGGUUGCAGCAUGAACAAGAACAGAUCUACUCUGCCGUUCCCGAUAUCAAGGCGGUCGAGCUAUCUCAUCGUGCCCGGAUCGUACACGAUAUUAUAGCCGAAUCUGUCCGAGUGGGAGACAAGGUUUUGGUAUUCUCACAUAGCCUUCUCACACUCGACUACGUCGAGGGCCUCCUUAGGUCGUCGGGAUGGAAAUACAGUCGUUUAGACGGGCAAACACCAGUUUCUCAGCGACAAGGAGCGACUAAGCGGUUCAAUGGAGGCUCUCCCGAGCUCAUCUAUCUUAUUUCGACCCGCGCGGGAGGGCUUGGUCUCAACAUCCCUGGCGCAAACCGUGUGAUUAUCUUCGAUUUCACCUUCAACCCGGUUUGGGAGGAGCAAGCUGUGGGACGUGCGUAUCGUUUAGGCCAGCAAAAACCCGUUUUUGUGUACCGAUUCCUCUCGGGCGGUACAUUCGAGGAGGUCAUGUACAACAAGACUGUCUAUAAAACGCAGCUUGCCUUCCGUGUUGUCGACAAGAAGAAUCCGGUCCGUUGGGCGUCAAAGAAGCUUGGCGAAUACCUCUUUCCGGUCAAGGAUAUACCGCACACAGAUGUUUCCGAGUACUUUGGAAAGGACCCUGAGGUACUAGACAAGAUCCUGGAAAAAGACGCUCGCUCUGACGAAAAGAUCAUUCGGAAGAUCGGUCUGACCGAAACCUUCCAGAAGGAAGAUAACGACAAGCUAACCGAGGAAGAGAAGCGAGAGGUACUGGAAGAACUCAGCGAUGAACGCCUCAGACGUCUCGAUCCGGCCGCUUGGCAAAGAAGAAUGGAUGAAAAGCAGAGAAUUGCGCUUGGCGUAACGUACUCACUUUAUCAACAACACAUGGCACACCCUUCUUCGAUGCAUAUAACACAAACUUCUGCGAAUCUCAUGGCACGGGCUCCCUACCCCCAUCAAUAUUCGCAGCAACCGCCUCCGAUGCCUCAGCCCCUGCCAACUCAGCCGACGGUUUCACCGAGCGCUCACAAUGUCGACCCUCCUGCUUUCCCUCCUGAUUUCAUUCAUUUUCAAUCACCAGGUGUGGUGUACAACCCUCUGCAACCACCACCGCCUCAUACCAACCCCAUAAUGUCUCACCCUUACUCGCAGCCAGCAACGCCAUAUUCGGCUACUAUGGAUGACGGUUUCACAAUAGGGGGUGACGCUGAAUACUACCCACGACCCACAGAUCCUUUUACCGCUGUGCCGGUGCAAACAACCGCAUCGCAGAGUGACGGCUCCUAUUCCCCACCCCCUCUCAACACCGCAAUCUCUGUUCCGGUGCAAGCAGCCACGAUGAAUUCUGACGACGAAUACUUCCCUCCGUCUCCGAAUCCUCCCAGUGUCAUUCCAGUGUCAGGUGGCCAGGAGCAGCAUACCAUUGCGAGCACCCCAUUGAGCGAUAACAACCAUGCUGUUGAACAACAUGUGGCUACUGCAGCUGUUCAAGAUAUGCCCACUCUACAGCAGAGAAAGCCACCCACUACCCAUGGGGAAAAGACCAGCUGCAAGCCUCAGUAA